AGAAUGCCUAUUAUCAGCAAUGCCAACCACGACUUUAGCACCUACUCAAUUAGCAGUGACGACAGUAGCCUUGACCGAUUCUUCACAGAGAUCCCUGAAACAGAGACGAUCAAGGGGGUGUACUUCCAGCGGGCCCAGCUUCUACGUGAGCCGAAGGCCUCGCAUGUGGUCGAUCACACCCUUCAAGUCCUUGUCAAUGUUGGAGGCAAUCGCUAUACCUUCCCCUGGAGCACACUGGAGCAAUUCCCCCAGAGUCGCCUGGGACGCCUGCGCUUCUGCACCACCCCUGAGGAGAUUGCGCACCUCUGCGAUGAUUAUGAUGAGACAUGCAAGGAAUACUUCUUUGACCGCAACCCCACAGCUUUCAGGGUCAUCCUAAACUUCCUCGCAGCAGGCAAAUUGCGUCUCCUCAGGGAAUUGUGUGCCGUAUCGCUGCAUGAUGAGCUCGACUACUGGGGCGUUGACCCAGGUCACAUGGAGCGGUGCUGCCGUCGUCGCAUGAUCACCCGUGUGGAGGAGGUGGCCGAGCGAGAGCGCAAAGAAGAGGAAUGGAGACAGAAGAGGAUGAUGCUGAAGAAAAACAUAGCAGAGGUGGAGAGAGGCCACUGCAAGCUGAUCUGGAUGCUGCGGGAAGUGGUGGAAAACCCUCACUCAGGAUUGGCAGGAAAGAUUUUUGCUUGCCUCUCUGUCAUGAUGGUGCUGGUCACCGUGGUCAGCCUGUGUAUCAGCACCAUGCCAGACCUCAGAGAUGAAGAGACCAGGGGCGAGUGUUCCCAGAAGUGUCACAGCAUGUUUGUGGUGGAGUCCAUCUGUGUAGCCUGGUUCACGUUUGAAUUUGUGCUGCGAUUUAUCAACGCCCAGAGCAAGCUGGCCUUUGCUCGUGGGCCCCUCAACAUCAUCGACGCCAUCGCCAUCCUGCCGUACUACGUGUCGCUGGUGGUGGAUGUCAGAGACGAGUCCGAGGAGGAAGUGGUCAUGGGUGCUGGCAGGGGCUACCUGGACAAACUGAGUCUCAUUCUGCGCUUGCUGCGCGCACUGCGCAUCCUGUACGUUAUGCGGCUAGCUCAUCACUCCCUGGGCUUGCAAACGCUGGGGCUGACCAUGCAGCGCAGCAUGAGGGAGUUUGGCCUACUGCUGCUAUUUGUCUGCGUGGCCGUUACUCUCUUCUCACCUUUGGUUCACCUCGCAGAGAGCGAACUGGCGCCGUACGCCGCCACCCACCCGCAGCACAGCUUCAGCAGCAUCCCGGCCACUUACUGGUGGGCAAUCAUCUCUAUGACAACUGUUGGUUAUGGGGACAUGGUCCCCCGCAGCAUCCCUGGUCAGAUGGUGGCAUUGACUAGUAUCCUGAGUGGAAUCCUCAUCAUGGCCUUCCCUGCCACUUCCAUCUUCCACACCUUCUCCCGCUCCUAUCAGGAGCUAAAGCAGGAGUACGAGAGGCUCUGGAAGGAGGAGAGAGGCGAGGAAAUAGCAGCAGAGUCAGAGGAGAGAUGCACCAAGGUCGACUUGACGUUAGUUCACAAUUUGGAGCUGACAACAGACAGAGAUGAUCAUUCGACUCUUCCAAGUACAGCUUUCUAACGAAACAGUAAUCUCGGAAAUGCAUCGAGAAAAAAACAUUCUCUUAGCAAGACAGAUGUUUGGACAAUUGUUUGUUCUUUCUGCCACAUUUUGAACCAAUCAGAACAAGUACAACUGGAGAACAUCACAGUUACAGAUCAGCAAGUAACCAGUAUCACUUGUCAAGAGAUGACUGAAAUAAACUCUACGCCUUUUUCUAUUCAGUUCUGUUAUAACUGAUUCUUUUGUCAACUUACCGUGUGUCUCUUGUGACAGCUUGUAACUGCCUAUUGCUUUCGGGAACAUUUAUUAUGUGCAUAUCUGGAUCUCGUCAUGUCGCUUUGAUAUUUGGCACUACGUAUUUGCAAGGUUAUAGACACUAACCAAAGUUUGGACAUCAUACGUCUCUUUAUCUAUUAGUCACCCAUUUAGGACUGAAUUGAACCCGUUUGUAAAAUAUGGAACCAUUCAGUAGACAUUUUAAUCCAAUGUAUGUGGAUGUGUUUUGAUGUGGAAGAACCUGAGAGUCACAAACACAAUUGUGGUUAUCUAAAGCA
Molecule: messenger RNA, 2117 nt
Organism: Syngnathus acus (greater pipefish)
Lineage: Eukaryota; Metazoa; Chordata; Actinopteri; Syngnathiformes; Syngnathidae
Product: potassium voltage-gated channel subfamily G member 4-like
Exons: 2
Coding region: 4-1581 (525 amino acids)
Biological process (GO): potassium ion transmembrane transport; protein homooligomerization
Cellular component (GO): voltage-gated potassium channel complex; membrane
Molecular function (GO): delayed rectifier potassium channel activity; protein binding
Source: RefSeq, a predicted model, not a curated record